CCAACGACCACAACAACUACUUCUACCACAACCCCAACUACCACUACAACAACUCCAAAGACCACAACUACUCCUACUACUUCUACCACAACCCCAACUACCACUACAACAACUCCAACGACCACGACUACUAAAACUACUACUACCACAACCCCAACAACCACUACAACAACUCCAGCUACCACAACAUCUACUCCAACUUCCACAACAACUCCAACUACCACUACCCCAACUACCACUACAACAACUCCAAAGACCACAACUACUCCUACUACUUCUACCACAACCCCAACUACCACUACAACAACUCCAAAGACCACAACUACUCCAACUACUACUACCACAACCCCAACAACCACUACAACUCCAGCUACCACAACAUCUACUCCAACUUCCACUACAACAACUCCAACUACCACAACAACAACUCCAACUACCACAACAACAACUCCAACUACCACUACCACAACCCCAACUACCACUAAAACAACUCCUUCAACUACCACUACCACAACCCCAACCACCACUACUACAACUCCACCAACUACCACUACCACAACCCCAACUACCACUACAACAACUCCAACGACCACAACAACUACUCCAACUACUUCUACCACAACCCCAACUACCACUACUACAACUCCAGCUACCACAACAACUACUCCAACUACCUCUACCACAACCCCAACUACCACUACCACAACUCCAGCUACCACAACAACUACUCCAAUGACCACGACUACUCCAACUACCACACCUCCAACUACCACAACUACUCCAACUACCACAACAACUACUCCAACUACCACUACCACAACUCCAGCUACCACAACAACUACUCCAAUGACCACGACUACUCCAACUACCACACCUCCAACUACCACAACUACUCCAACUACCACAACAACUACUCCAACAACCACUACAACAACUCAAGCUACCACAACAUCUACUCCAACUUCCACUACAACAACUCCAACUACCACAACAACUACUCCAACUACCACUACCACAACCCCAACUACCACUGCAACAACUCCAAUGACCACAACUACCACUACCCCAACCCCAACAACCACUACAACUCCAACUACCACAACAACAACUCCAACUACCACUACCACAACCCCAACUACCACUACAACAACUCCAACGACCACAACAACUACUCCAACUACUUCUACCACAACCCCAACUACCACUACUACAACUCCAGCUACCACAACAACUACUCCAACUACCUCUACCACAACCCCAACUACCACUACCACAACUCCAGCUACCACAACAACUACUCCAAUGACCACGACUACUCCAACUACCACACCUCCAACUACCACAACUACUCCAACUACCACAACAACUACUCCAACUACCACUACCACAACUCCAGCUACCACAACAACUACUCCAAUGACCACGACUACUCCAACUACCACACCUCCAACUACCACAACUACUCCAACUACCACAACAACUACUCCAACAACCACUACAACAACUCAAGCUACCACAACAUCUACUCCAACUUCCACUACAACAACUCCAACUACCACAACAACUACUCCAACUACCACUACCACAACCCCAACUACCACUGCAACAACUCCAAUGACCACAACAUCUACUCCAACUUCCACUACAACAACUCCAACUACCACAACAACUACUCCAACUACC
Pleuronectes platessa (European plaice) is the source of this 1683-nucleotide messenger RNA. RefSeq names its product mucin-2-like. The record is from RefSeq and is a predicted model, not a curated record. The transcript has 4 exons. The annotation marks the transcript as partial. Lineage: Eukaryota; Metazoa; Chordata; Actinopteri; Pleuronectiformes; Pleuronectidae.